Molecule: messenger RNA, 303 nt
Organism: Lipotes vexillifer (Yangtze River dolphin)
Lineage: Eukaryota; Metazoa; Chordata; Mammalia; Artiodactyla; Lipotidae
Gene: CCL19
Product: C-C motif chemokine ligand 19
Exons: 4
Coding region: 1-303 (100 amino acids)
Biological process (GO): antimicrobial humoral immune response mediated by antimicrobial peptide; chemokine-mediated signaling pathway; eosinophil chemotaxis
Cellular component (GO): extracellular region
Molecular function (GO): chemokine activity; CCR chemokine receptor binding
Source: RefSeq, a predicted model, not a curated record
AUGGCAUCCCAUGCAGCUGCACUACUAGCCCUCAGCCUGCUGAUUCUCUGGACCUCCCCUGCUCUGGGAGAUGCCAACGACGCUGAAGACUGCUGCCUGUCUGUGGCCCAGCGCCCCAUUCCUGGAUUCCUGGUGCGAGCCUAUCGCUACCUGCUCAUCAACAAUGGCUGCAGGGUGUCUGCCGUUGUGUUCACCACGCUGAGAGGUCACCAGCUCUGUGCACCCCCAGACCAGCCCUGGGUGGGCCGCAUCAUCCGCAGACUGCAGAAGAACUCAGCCAAGGGAAAGCGCUACAGCAGGUAG